Messenger RNA from Notothenia coriiceps (black rockcod), 5013 nucleotides. RefSeq names its product SMAD specific E3 ubiquitin protein ligase 2 (gene smurf2). The record is from RefSeq and is a predicted model, not a curated record. NCBI's taxonomy places the organism in Eukaryota, Metazoa, Chordata, Actinopteri, Perciformes, Nototheniidae. Gene Ontology annotation, molecular function: ubiquitin protein ligase activity; SMAD binding. Gene Ontology annotation, biological process: proteasome-mediated ubiquitin-dependent protein catabolic process; negative regulation of BMP signaling pathway; protein ubiquitination. The annotation marks the transcript as partial. Gene Ontology annotation, cellular component: cytoplasm. The transcript is spliced from 17 exons.
AUACAUUGGAAAGGCAGACUCAAUCACCAUCAGCGUAUGGAAUCACAAGAAGAUCCACAAAAAGCAGGGUGCAGGUUUCCUCGGCUGUGUCCGCCUCCUGUCCAACGCAAUCAACAGACUCAAAGACACUGGCUAUCAGAGACUGGACCUGAAUAAGCUGGGCCCGAAUGACAAUGAUACUGUGAGAGGUCAAAUAGUUGUAAGUCUUCAGUCCAGAGAUCGCAUCGGGACAGGAGGGCCGGUAGUGGACUGCAGCCGCUUGUUCGACAACGACCUGCCUGAUGGUUGGGAAGAAAGGAGGACGGCCUCUGGGAGGAUACAGUACCUGAACCACAUCACACGUACCACGCAGUGGGAGAGACCGACCAGGCCAGCGUCGGAGUACUCCAGCCCCUCAGGGCGUCCUCUGAGCUGUGUGGUGGACGAGAACACGCCGGUGAUGACGCCCGUCAACGGGGCUGAGGCGAGCGUGCCGCAGGGCGUACAGCGGGUCCAGGAGAGACGGGUUCGAUCUCAGCGGCAUCGCAACUACAUGAGUCGAACACACCUGCAUACACCCCCUGACCUGCCUGAGGGUUAUGACCUCAACUUGGCCAAACGUGCCAACAAAGCAGAGCUCAAUCCGUCGCUGUGCUUGGAGCUCCUUUCUCAAGAGGACAGGGAUCUCAGCAAUGUGAACUGUGAGGAGCUGGGCCCGCUGCCUCCAGGCUGGGAGAUAAGAAACACAGCCACGGGUCGCGUCUACUUUGUCGACCACAACAACCGGACAACUCAGUUCACAGACCCGCGACUCUCUGCUAACCUGCAUCUAGUACUCAACCCAAGUCCAAAUGGUUCCCGUGUGGCCAUGGAAAGCCAAAACACUAACCUCAGUCAAACGCCUCCGUUGAAGGAGCAGGUUGUUACCGGGGUCCCGCCGCAGCCCCUCUCCCCCGCCCAGAUGCCUGAGGAGGCGGAGUGCCUGACGGUGCCCAAAUACAAGAGAGACCUGGUGCAGAAGCUGAAAAUCCUGCGGCAGGAGCUCUCUGCGCAACAACCACAGGCCGGCCACUGCCGCAUCGAGGUCUGCCGUGAGGAGAUAUUUGAGGAGUCGUACCGGCAGGUGAUGAAGAUGCGUCCGAAAGAUCUCUGGAAAAGACUGAUGAUCAAAUUCAGAGGAGAAGAGGGACUGGACUAUGGCGGGGUAGCAAGGGAAUGGUUAUACCUGCUGUCCCACGAGAUGCUGAACCCGUACUACGGCCUGUUCCAGUACUCCAGAGACGACAUCUAUACUCUGCAGAUCAACCCGGACUCUGCUGUCAACCCGGAGCACCUGUCGUACUUCCACUUCGUGGGUCGCAUCAUGGGCAUGGCGGUGUUCCACGGCCACUACAUCGACGGAGGCUUCACUCUGCCCUUCUACAAACAGCUGCUGGGGAAACCCAUCACGCUGGACGACAUGGAGUCCGUCGACCCCGACCUCCACAACAGCCUCGUCUGGAUCCUGGACAAUGACAUAAACGGCGUCCUGGACCACACUUUCUGUGUGGAGCACAAUGCCUACGGAGAAAUCAUCCAACAUGAGCUCAAACCCAACGGCAAGAGUGUGAACGUCACAGAGGACACCAAGAAGGAGUAUGUCAGGUUGUAUGUGAACUGGCGUUUCCUGCAUGGCAUCGAGGCUCAGUUUCUGGCUCUGCAGAAAGGUUUCAACGAGGUUAUCCCACAACACCUGCUCAAAUCCUUUGAUGAGAAAGAACUGGAGCUGAUUGUGUGUGGCCUGGGAAAGAUCGACAUCGCUGACUGGAAGUCCAACACCCGUCUGAAGCACUGCACCACCGACACCAACAUCGUCAAGUGGUUCUGGAAAGCCGUGGAGACGUUUGACGAGGAGAGGAGGGCCCGGCUGCUGCAGUUUGUUACCGGCUCCUCCAGAGUGCCCCUGCAGGGCUUCAAGGCUUUACAAGGAGCUGCAGGGCCCAGACUCUUCACCAUUCAUCAGAUCGAUGCAAACGCCAACAAUCUGCCCAAAGCCCAUACCUGCUUCAACCGGAUUGACAUCCCGCCCUACGAGAGCUACGACAAGCUAUACGACAAGCUGCUGACUGCGAUCGAGGAGACCUGUGGCUUCGCAGUGGAAUGAGAGACACGUUGGAGAGUGUGUUUGUGUGUGAAAAUGUACAGACACACUGAUGUCUCGCUCAGAGCGUCUUUGACCAGCCUGCAGUCUGCCCUCACCGCUCUCCACAUUCUCCCCUGAUCGAUUUCUGUUUGAACAGCUGCUACUCACCCCGUCAUUUAAUUGUUUAGUUUUUUUGUAGAUUGUGCAAAAUACAGAGAGCUACGAGUUGUUUAUACAGAAAGACAAACAUUACUGCCUGGUCAUCUCAAUUUUAGAUCUUAAUCAAAUCAGGAAGUAGUUUAAUAAUUUAGAGUUUAAAACAAAACAUAUUUUCUCCCCAGGCAACUGAGAGCAUUGAGUCGCUCUUUCGUUUUGCAUUUCAAACGGAUUGAUUCAUGUCAUGCUACUGAAUCUUUAACACUGCAGGUAGCCAUAUCUUGCCCAUAGUAGCAUCUGAUCCUCCACCAACACAGCUUCCACUCCUCAUGGCUGCAGAGUGUGUGUGCUUCUCUUGUUGGAGGCAACACAUUCAUCCUACCUCGCCUGUAAUGCUUCGAUAUUUGAAGGGUUUCAUCUUAAAAUGCUCCAUAAUAAACUAGGUUUCCAUAUUAGCGGCGAUGUCUCAACUGCAUAACCAUCCAAAACAAUUCAAAGUGUGAAUAUAUCAUUUUGAAGUAGAGCUCUACUUGGAUGUGGGUCUGAUGUUUGGUUGCGUUUGUGAUUGGAGCUUGUGGUGGGUUGUUUUAAGCUAGAGGGACAGACUCUGGUGAAGAAGAAGGUGUGAAUAUAAUUGUUUUCCCUUAAUCACUGCAGUGUGGCCACAGCUCUUGUAAAUGUGUGUCUGCAUGUGUAAACAUAAGUAUGCUAGGAAGUUUAAAGAUGAGUUUCCCAUCCUCUCACAGGAUGCUGAUUGAAACUCUUUUUGAGCAUGGUUUGUAUUCCUGUUCUCUACUCAUUGGUCUCCAGCAGUUGAAAUGAUGCAUGUUCUUUUUUUCUUCUUGCAUUUAGUUUUUAAUCCAACCCAAAAUCACCCAACACACUUCCUGUCAGACCAUAUGUGAAAAGGGCACAACUGUCCAAGGGACCAGGCUUGAAAUAAGCUAUUCAAGGCAGGCGUCCAUUGUUAGUCUCGUCGUCAGUUUAAAAGGCAGAAGUAUUUCUUUCUCUCUCGUCACUUUAGAGCACUUUACAAACUGAGCAGCGGCUUGCAGGAGUGCUUUCUUCACGUUAGAUAAAAAAUAUAUCAUGUUUAAUUUGCUAUUGGACUCCAUAAGAAAUAUACAGAGUAUCUACACACCUGUAACUUUUGAGUAUAUAUGUACAAAUACAUAGCUAUUUUGUAUAUGGUUGCUUGUUCUUUCUGUUCAAUUUAAAUGCAAGCAUGUUGGUGUCUGUCACAGAUCUCUUUGCAUUCUCAGGUGAAGUUGUCCCUUGUUUUACUUUUUUACAUUUAUUAGGCUAGUGUGUGUGAGGAGGGGUAAUACUGGUUGUAAUGGCAAAUAUAUUUCAGAGGCUCUUUAAACCCAUGAUAGUGUAAAGGUCCACCGUUUAAAGUGACGUUUUCCUUUUGGUCAAUCACUCUUACUUAUAAACACACACAUGCCUUCAUAGGAGGACAUGAAUGGCCAGAUGUGAUGCUCUGGGGGUCUGUGUCACUGCAACAUACAUUUUCUUUAAAUAAAGGAAACGGACUGAAUGCUGCCGGCGGACUCAAACCCUCAGAGCUUCAAAUGUUUGAGGUUGUCGGCUGCUGAUAUCCGGGGUGCUACAUGGUGAAAAGUCGGAAACACAACAUUAAGACGGCCUCUGCCCAUCCAAAGAAACCCUUCUGCAUGAAUGGACGCUCGAGAGUUAAAGCCUAUUUAUUUGCAUAAUUAAUACUCUAAAAAAACGUUUUGACUUGGAAAAAUUUGUUUAAAUGUUAUUUUUUUUUUGUAUAUGUAUACUGCCUGCAUUUAUCUGUAACCAUGAACAGUCUGUUAGCUGAUUUUCAGAACAUUUUAUUUUGUGGUCAUCAUGAGACAAAACGGAGAAACUGAACAUGAAAUUGUCUUUGUACAGUUGUAGAGAGUUUAUUUGAUUGAUCCUUUAAUAACCUGACUCAGAGGCAGAAGAUAAAUGCAUUACACCUUUUUUUGCACACAUUAUGCAUACUUGGGCUCCAAGUUAUAAUCAGACACUUCCUUCUAUUUACCAAAUAGUUAAUGGACUGGUUAAGGUUUUUUUUUUUUCCUAUGUAGAUAACGUAUAUAUGAAUACACACAUGAUCUUGAUAUGCACACAUGUAUGUUUGUCCAGUGCACACAGUCCACUUCUACUCUUUGUUACUUGUUGGCACAAAGUUUUCUGGCUGGUUCAGUCUUCAGUGCAAAAGUUGUGGGGGUUUUGAGCUUCCAGACGAGGGGAAAUCUCCCCAGUUAAGCCGCCAAGCUUUGAACGCCUGUGAUAUAAAGAGAUAUUUGUCUACUCUUAACUGAUCUGAUGAAUUGUUGAAAUGGAUUGAGAGCCAGUUCUGGUCAAAAGGAUUUUCUUGAAUGAUGGUUUAAUUGGUUACAAACUAGAACAAUGCUCAGCUAACUCUCUCCCUACUCUUUUAAGUGCAAAUGUACAGGUUUAUGUGCAAAUUUGUGUGUGUGUGUGUGUGUAUGACUUGAUUGAAUUCAGUACAAAACAGAAAUCUUUUUUUUAAACUGCACCAUGUUUUUAUUUCUUUUGAUUUCCUAUCUGUUUUUGUAUUUAUUAUUACAGUAAAUGUGUUCAUAGUUUUUCACAUCAGCUGCUCUGUGAGCUUGUAACUGACACCUGUACAUAAGGACAAUAAAGAAGCAAAGUAAUACACUUCUUGUACCCUUGCAGAAAGCUGAGCAAUAAAACUAUGCUGUUUGAACCUCACAGCAUUAUGUUUUAUAGAA